UAAUCCAUUUACGUUCAUCCUAAAAUUUGGGCUCAGAAUUUAGCGUCUCCUCUCGCCCUGCGAAAAUUACCGUUGACAAGCCGGAUUACGGCCAUGUCACUCGCUAGCCGCCUCCACCUCCACCUCGCCACGCCCUCCUCGCCGGCGGCAACCUGCCCCUCCCCGCGUCGCCACCGCCGCCUCGCUUACGCACGAUCGCACCGCGCUCCGCCCCUAGCGUGCGAGAAUCCGGCGCCGCGGAAGACGCUGCCGUGGUCGUCGUGGCCGUCGCCGAGGCGGCAAUGGCGGUGGAGGGGCGGCAGCCUCGGCGACGCCUCCGCCGCCGCCGAGGCCAGCGCAGGCGGUUCCGCGGAGAAGAAGAGCUUCUGGGCGGCGGUGAGCCUCAUCGUCGGCACGGCGGUCGGUCCGGGGAUGCUGGGGCUGCCAUCCGCCACCAUCCGCUCCGGACCGGUUCCCUCUACGGCAGCCAUCGUACUCUCCUGGGUCUACGUGGUGUCCUCGAUCGUCCUCGUCGCGGAGCUCAGCUUCGCCGCCAUGGAGGACGGCGGCGUCGACGAGGUCAGCUUCACGGGACUUGCGUCGAGCACCUUGGGGGCGACAGUUGGGGCGGUAGUCGCCGUCAUCUACGCCGCCCUCAGCUUCGCCCUGCUCGUCGCCUGCGUCGCCGGCAUCGGCUCGCUGGUGUCCCAGCUCUUCCCGGCGGUGAAUCCGGCCUUGGCCAACGCCCUCUUUCCAUGCUUCGCCGGGACCCUCAUCGCGUUCUUCCCGUUCAAGGCCGUCGAUGGCGCCAACCGCGCGCUCUGCGGUCUGAUGCUCGUCUCCAUCGCCGCGCUUGUGGUGACCGGGGUUUCCGUCGGCCGGAGCAGCAUGCUGAAAUCGCUCGGCUACGCUAGCUGGCGCCCUGCCACCAUCUUGCCUGCGAUUCCGGUUACUGUCCUGACGCUUGGGUUCCAUGUCAUCACGCCAUUCAUCUGCAAGAUUGUGGGGGAUUCUGUGUAUGAUGCAAGGCGGGCAAUACUAAUCGGUGGUGCUGUUCCAUUGGCCAUGGUGUUGUCCUGGAACGCGGUCAUUCUUGGGUUGGCAAGUUCUAGUGGGAGUGCAGGAUUUGAUGAUCCUAUUAAGCUUCUCCUCUCAGUGAAUCCAGCAGCAUUGCCUGCAGUUCGAGGCUUUGCGUUUGCUGCAUUGGCAACAAGCUUGAUAGGGUAUGCGGUGAGCUUUCCGAAGCAGCUGGCCGAUACUGUGGAGCUGAUUGUUCAGAGGAUUUCUCCAAAGCAUGGAAUUGGGCAACUAUUUGAAUCUACAAGUGCCCAUGGAAGAAAUGGGGCUAUUCUGACAUGGAUAGUGCUGAUCAUUCCUGUAGUUAUUGCAUCAUUCUUCUCAGCAGCCUUCUCCAAGGCACUGGAUUUUGCUGGGGUUUAUGCAAACUGCUUCCUUUUUGGAAUCCUCCCUCCUGUAAUGGCCUGGAUUCACCGAUUGCAGAAGAGGAGAUCGUCUGGUUCAUGUGAGGAUAUUUUGCCUGGUGGAAAUGUUGCUCUCUUGAUACUUUUCGGUAUUGCUGUCAUCCUAGCAUUCUGGCACUAGAUGGUGACUACUCUACAAAUCUCAGUGCCUAACCCUUCUGGAAGACAUUAGUGCCUGUACCUAGGUACUGCUUUAGAGACCCUUAUGACUCCCACCAGACAAUCUGAAUAUUCUGCACUAUUUACAUGUAAAACGUUCUGGACUUCACAAAAGUGAAAAGCAGUAGCUGGUCAGAAGUUCUAAGUGCUGAUUCGUUCAAGUUGAAAGGAGCCUGGAUAGUGGAGGCAUCUGCAAGUCGCAGGUUCCCUAUCUGGUAAAUUGAUUUGCUGCAUGCUUGCCUAAUUUGUGCGUAAGUCCUACUAUUAUGCCUGGUAAAAAAAUAUGUUAAUGGUUAUGGACUUAUGGUACUUUCUUUCUGAUUUUGAUGUGGACCAUGUGGCAAUUCUAAUUACAGUCAGCAGCUAAAACCUGUUUACAGUAACAGGCUAAUUAUUUAACUAUACUUGCUAUGUUGUCUCUACUGUUGUAUGAAGGUUU
Oryza brachyantha (malo sina) is the source of this 2058-nucleotide messenger RNA. RefSeq names its product tyrosine-specific transport protein 2. The transcript is spliced from 4 exons. Gene Ontology annotation, biological process: amino acid transmembrane transport. The coding region runs from base 94 to 1581 and encodes 495 amino acids. Lineage: Eukaryota; Viridiplantae; Streptophyta; Magnoliopsida; Poales; Poaceae. The record is from RefSeq and is a predicted model, not a curated record.